CCCCUCUUCCUGCCAGGCUGCGGCGGGGAGAGUACAGACCUGGGAGCAAUGGAACCAUCAUGCUCCUAUCAUGGGGAAUUUAGGGGAUUAUAGACCUGAGGGACUUUGAACCAUCCAUAUCCAAGUCAUGGGCAUUCGGUUUUGUAAGGAUGGCAAUGUUUGUGAAAUCGUGAUAGAAGAUAUUGAGGAAACCACUUUGAGGAAAGAGGAAGAGGAAGAGAAAGUGGAAGAAAAAGUGGAAGAGAAAGAGGAAGAAAAAAAAGAGAAAAAGAAGAAAAAGAAAGAGACUCCACCCCCACCCCCACCCCCUCCACCUUCACCUCCACCUCCCCCACCCCCACCAGCAAAGAAGCAUCCUGACCGAGAGCAGAAAGCCAUAAAGAUCCAGGCGUGGUGGCGGGGCACCCUGGUGCGCAGGACCUUGCUGCACGCGGCCCUCAGAGCAUGUAUCAUUCAGCACUGGUGGAAGCUGAUGCUGACAAAGCUGCUGGAGAGGAGAAAGAGAGCAGCCCUCGAGUCCUUCUCUCGACGAGAAUGGGCAGUGGUCCAGCUGCAAUCCUUGGUCCGCAUGUGGCGCGUCCGCCAGCGCUACUGCCGUUUGCUCCACGCUGCCCGCAUCAUCCAGGUCUACUGGCGCUGGCAUAACUGCCAUUCCCGUGGCUUUUUCCAGGGUACCUACGACCUCACGGCAUCCCAUCUGGGUCUUGAACUUGAGAUUUUUUUGGGCUCACAGAUUUGUCGGAUUACAGACUGCAUCCCCUUCCCAAUAAAGAACUGAUCAGGUCU
Molecule: messenger RNA, 786 nt
Organism: Mustela lutreola (European mink)
Lineage: Eukaryota; Metazoa; Chordata; Mammalia; Carnivora; Mustelidae
Product: IQ domain-containing protein F5-like
Exons: 3
Coding region: 128-778 (216 amino acids)
Molecular function (GO): calmodulin binding
Source: RefSeq, a predicted model, not a curated record